AAGUCCUUCCUAUUUCACCUUAACCCUCGCCUACCAACUUUGCUUUCACAAGUAAUGAGCCCCUCGCAUCGUUCUUGAUUGGUUAGGCAUGAUGAAUACCCAGCUUCUAUUGGCUACUCAUGUGUCAAUCAUAAAGCGAUGCCAAUCAUGGUAGAUUGAACAUCGCUUACAUUGUAUCAUUUGACUGAACAAGCUACCUAAAUAAUUACCUAGUACAUCAAGAGGAAAGGAUUUUUUGUUACUGAUGCAGAUACCAUUUAAAUGGCAGAUCGUCUGUUUUUAUUUUCAUUCUCUUCGGCACACGUUUAACUAGACCCCUUGAAAUAGCGUCUCAACCCUACAGAUGUGGAAACAGUACUCCGGGGAGUAAGACCACAUCGGCUAGCUGCACAGAAGGAGAAGGGAGAGGCUCUUGCUCCUGAAGGACACACGGAUGACAACGUUGCCCCCGCAGCGGACCAUGAUCUGAGUCACGAGGAUUCGCCCCUGUCUGACUUCCCUUUUUUCUAUUUCCUGUUCCUCCACGGAGGAAGAACGACACAGGCCCCGACGGCCUUGGAUAGGUAGACAGAGAGAACGAGAGAGAGCGAGCGCCCGACGCACAAGCGUUCCCGCACACAACUCCCCCCCCCACCCCCCUCUCAGGACAGAGACGACCUUUGACCCCAACACGUGCCCCCCUGUGUCCCCCAGCAGCAGAGCGCAGCCAUGGGGAGGAAAAAGAUUCAGAUUCAGAGGAUCACGGACGAGCGGAACCGACAGGUGACGUUCACCAAGCGGAAAUUUGGCCUGAUGAAGAAGGCGUACGAGCUGAGCGUGCUGUGCGACUGCGAGAUCGCCCUCAUCAUCUUCAACCACUCCAACAAGCUGUUCCAGUACGCCAGCACCGACAUGGACAAGGUGCUGCUCAAGUACACGGAGUACAACGAGCCCCACGAGAGCCGGACCAACGCAGACAUCAUAGAGGCUCUGAACAAGAAAGAGCAGCGAGACUCUGAGAGCCCAGAUCCAGAGGAGCCCUUCUCACUCACCCCCCGCACUGAGGAGAAAUACAAAAAAAUUGACGAGGAGUUUGAUAAAAUGAUGCAGAGCUAUAGGCUGUCAUCCACAGUCCCGGCGCCCACCUUCUCCAUGCCCGUCACCGUGCCCGUGUCCAACCAGAGCCAGCUGCAGUUCAGCAGCAACCCCAGCAGCGCCCUCGUCACCACCUCCUUCGUCACGUCCACGCUCACAGACCCGCGCCUCCUGUCGCCACAGCAACCCGCCCUCCAGAGGAACACCGUAUCGCCCGGGUUACCACAGCGGCCGGCCAGUGCAGGUGCGCUUCUAGGCGGUGACCUCAACAACUCGAAUGGAGCGUGUCCAAGUCCAGUGGCAAACGGGUACAUCAGCGCCAGAGCCUCCCCAGGACUCCUCUCCGUGUCCAAUGGCAACAGCAUGGGGAAAGUAGUUCCGGCCAAGUCUCCGCCUCCGCCCAGCCCUCAGAUGGUGAACAGCCGCAAGCCGGACCUCCGGGUCAUCACUUCGCAGAGUGGAAAGAGCCUGCUGCAGCUGACAGACGAAGAGCUGGAGUUGGUGAGUGAGAAUGCCCAGCGGUUAGGCGCCUCUCAAGUGACCCAGCCACUCACCACACCGGUGGUUUCCGUGGCAACUCCAAGCCUCCUGACUCCUUUCUCAGCCAUGCCAACAGCCUACAACACAGUGUUGAGGUUAGAAGAAUGGGCAGAUGCAUGUCAGUGUUAUGAGCAGGCUGACUGCAGUUUCUCAGGGACUCAUGGAGUUUGCCUGGCUGUCUCUCCCGCUGCUCGUCUCUGUAAUGAGUAUCAGCUGACAAGCGCCGAUCUCACCGCACUCCAGGCUUUCACGUCGCCGGGCGGGCUGUUGCCAGGCAACAUGACCACUUGGCAACAGCAACAGCAGCAGCCAUCAGUAUCCCAGCAACAACAGCAGCAGCAGCAGCAACAACAACAGCCGCAACAGCAGCAGCAACAACAGCCACAGCAGCUAAGCCUGGCCUCGCUCAGUAACCUGGUCAUGUGGGGCGCAGACAAACAGAAUGGGGAGAUGGCUAACUGCAUCUCCAGCUUUGCGGCUAACCUCAGUGUGACCUCACAGGCAAGCUUACUGCUGGGCAGAGAUGAGGGGUUCAGCUGGCCUAUGGGUCACUUACCUCAGGGCGCCACGCUGACCGUCAACACUAACCCCAACGUGAGCAUCAAGUCGGAGCCAGUCUCUCCCAACCGGGACCGCAGCACGCCCAGUUCCUCCUCCGGUGGUCAGGGCCUGGCGGCGGCCGCGGCGGCCGCGGCGGCAGCAGCCGUGGCGGGGACGGGUGGGGGCGCGGCGGGGGGCCUGAGCCAGUACCCCGGAGCCCUGCGCCUGGAGGUCACGGGCCGCUCGCCCGUCGACAGCCUGAGCAGCAACGGCAGCUCGUACGACGGCAGCGACCGCGACGAGGGGGGCCAGCCCCGGCCCCCGGACUUCGGCUCCACCAUGGGGCUCCUGAGGACCUCGGGCGAGGCGCAGGGAGCAGCGUCCGCCGAGCAGCCGGAGCAGGGAGCCAACGUCAAGCGCAUGCGACUGGACACCUGGGUCACAUAAAUCAGUUCUGCCCUGUCCAGCACACACACACACAGACACACACACACACCCUCCUCCUUCUCCUCUCCCCCAGACACACACAAGUUUGCACACACACACACACUCACUCUCUCGCAUAUAGAAACGUCGUCAGAAUACACUCAUGCAGUUACUUGAGCACUGGCACCACCUCAAAAGGCACUGCCCUCUCUCAACCCUUGGUCUUUCCCACUCUCUCACACACACACACACACACACACACACACACACAGCUGAACUCCUCCCAUGUUCAGGACAUACUGAGCACACUGACAUCACACACACACACACACACCCUCCUCUUCCCACUUAUGCCCUUUGCGCGGUCACACUGAAACACCCAUGCAUGCCCGUGCAUGCGACAAACACACACUCACGCUCUCUCUGUCUCUAGCUCACACACAUACACACAUAUGCAUUGAUGUAUGCACAUACUGUAUACAGUUCAUAUACAUACACAGAGCCUGUCGCGGACAGUCGCCAAACCAGGGAGAUAUAUAUAAAUAUAUAUAUACACGUCAGUAUAGACUGUUGAGUGACAUACAAGCGUUUUGGGGAGAGUUAGUGACUUUCGUUUUGUUCUGUAACCUGGUUUCUAUUGGUUUGUGUUUGGAAUGGAUUUGGGGCAACCGUAGAGGGUGCAUGGGUAACCUGGGGGGGGGGCGCUGUGUUGGCUUCUGUACAGUGAUACAUCAAAGGUCCUGAUGCCUUGUUUUGCGGUGAAUUGUUAUCUUGAGUCUUGCUGUUCUGUUCUGUUCUGUUGUGAAAAACAAAGCAAAACAAAACAAAAAAAUCAGCAAAUGGAAGCAAGGACACAACAAAAAACUGAAAGCCCCAAGUGUUGUGUUUUGCCUGCUGCAGCCCCACUGAGUGUCUGGAGUGGGAUGGGUGACAUUCCCUCUCCGUCACAGUUUUUCUUGGCAGGAUAUCUUUGACUUUGUUGCUGUUUUUCCCUAAUCCGCCAUUUUUUCCGGGACUACAUUGAGUAGUUAUUGAGGAGGCCACAUCCACAGAACAGGCUCGUCUGUGAAAUUUCAGGAUCCUUUUCAGAAAAAAGCCAGAAAAUGUGGCUUUGAAGUCAUGGGGACAUUGUUUGUUUGUUUGACAGCUUGCGAAAAACGGCUGUUCCAUCAUCACCCAGAGUCUAUCUUGUGUGUGAGGUAGAGGGGUUCUCUAUCAGGGAAGGGCUGCAAGAAGCCCGCACGACAAAACCGAACAGAUUCCGUAACCACGGAAACACCACAUGCCAUGAACUGUGGGAGCUAGACCCAGAGCUGAAGAACAGACAGGCCGUUGCUAGCCACCAAGGCUGCGCCAUGUGUGUGAGCGUGUGUGUGUGUGCGUGUGUGUGUGUGUGUGUGUGUGUGUGUGCACCCACACACUUGCAUGUGUGUUUUCUGAGUGUCUGACUAUGAAAUGCUGCAGCCUUCAGCUGGAUGAAAUUGACACUUGGUCUUUAGGUAAAUGAACCUCAGCCAAAUAUUUAUUUUGAUCUCAUUUUUGUUUCUCUCUCUCUCUUUCUCUUUUGAAUGUUGUUUUCCGUUUUUUUAAAUGAUCUUUAAGGAGUUUCUUUCUGUGAUCGGCACCCUAUCCUGUUUAGUGUGUGCUCCCUUGUGUGUUUGGGGGAAGUGAUAUAUUUUUUCUUAAUUUUUUGCUUCUAUUUACCGUGAAAUGAUGGCAUUUUCAGUUUCCACGUUUUUUAUACAGAUUGUUAUUUAGUGAAAAUGUAGCCCUGGUUGAACAGAAAGUGUUGACAUGGAAACACACAUUACGGAAUAACACACUCAUUCACACAAAAUCACGAGAGGCAGGGUGCGCUUUUUAAUUGUUCUGGAAGAUGCAAAGGAACCUGAAUCCGCUCCCACUGGUUUACGCAAGUAGCAGCCUGACACAAGCCUGAUAUUUAUUAUAUUUGAUGGAUAGGCUUUUUUAAUUCAGGAGGAAGGAGUCUUCUUUUUUUUUAUUACAUUUUUUUUAUUUUUUGCUUUUUAACAAAACCAGACAGAUGUAUAAAAGCACCUUGAGUCAUCUUAAAGUUCGGUGAUGGCCCGAAGGAAGGAACCCGAAGCGAAGAACCCAUGUACAUAACAGCGUUUGAUUUCAGUGUUUCUUCUGACGCCCGGCGCCCAUCAUGAGUGAGAUUCUCCAGGGUUGAGCAGCAGAGGGUCACCUCUGACCUCUGACCUCUGACUGGCAUCUGCUAGACAGCAAGGCCACUUCUCGUUUCGCCUGCCUUCCUUUCUUCCUCUCUUUCAGUUUAGACCUUUUUGCAUUGAAUGAAAAGAGAAAAAAAACCACACGAACAUCGACACUGCAGAAGUGGCGAAAGGACAGGGAGCGUGCAUAGCAUACGUGUACACUUAAGUUCGUACUGGGUGAGUCUCAGUGGAGCUACCUAUAUCAUUUAUAUGUACAUAAAAUGUGACGUGUGGCAAGCGUGAGUGAGUGCUGGUGAGGGUGGAAAGGGACAAAGCCGAGGAUCGUUUUUGUUUUGUUUUUUUCUUCCUGGUGUGUUGUGUGUUGGACUGUUUUGGGUGGUUUUCUACGAUUUAUUGAUAUUGUUAUUAUUCUGAUAGAGCAGCGCACUUUAGAAUCUACCCCAACCGACACCACCAGGUGAGUCUACCGUAAGACGGUAGAGCCGUUCACACGUCCCUCCUACCUCCUACCACCUUCUUUCUCCUUCUCCCAACCUGAGAGACCUCUGUUCCAUGGCCCAUUCAAACCUUUAUCUCCCAACCUGAGAGACCUCUGUUCCGUGGCCCAUUCAAACCUUUCUCUCCCAACCUGAGUCCAUUUCUCCACAUCCACACACUCUCAAAUGCACUUGCCGCUCCUAGUUUCGCUGUUCACAUUGAACCUCUGCUCCCUCCAUGUUGCAGUAUGUUCAUACACCCCCCCCCCUCUCACUUUCACACCCACUCACGCAUAUACACUCCUACUCAGUCUCCAGUAAUGAGCUCUAUGCUGUGUUCACUCACGCCAGCUGGGCUGUAGGCCUGCAUGUGCAGAGACACUUAAAGUUAGAGGUCCACACCUUGUUUCAGGUGAUUGAGUGUUGAGUUGCUUUUCUUUCUACUGCUAAAAACAUCCCUCAGCCUAGUCCAUUUUUUUUUUUUUUUACCCAUGCCGUUGAUUUCAGGGAAGGAGAAUCCAUUUUCACGCAUUCAAGCCUGUAUUGCACUGGUCAGCAAACGAUUGCGGUUUUGGAAAAAAAAUGGGGAAAAAACAAAACAAAAAAUAAAUAAACAUAGCAAGUCACCUUUUGUAAAUUUGAACCUUGUACUUAUCUAGAUUAGACUUACUUGACACGUGUUGCAAGUGUGCAAUUCUGAACAGAAAAAAAUAUAUAUAUAUUAUGUCUAAUGAUUAUUUAAAAGAUGUACACAUUGUUUUAUGGUGCAUUUGUAUAUUCUCCGAGUGAAAUAAUGGAUGAAGGAUAUUUAAAGCUGGUGGUGAAGAGGGCUUAGACGCCUUUGGUUUAUUCGUUGGGUUUCUAUGGCCCGAAUGUCCCACUGUAUCAUGUACGGCCAUAAUCAUGCGCCUGGGUGACCUAGAGGUGUCUACAGGUCUGAGAGAUGCAGAGGAAGGUCAUUUCCAGAGAGCUUCAGACAGGCUGCAUUGAGCCCCAGAGGAUUGAAAAGUUGAAAGUGGGGUGAACCUGCUUCCAGUCUCCCCUCUUGGGUGUUGAGACUUAAUAACGGAGCUGCCUCACGUUUUUGGCAACCAGUUUCUCUGUUUUGUAUCGUUUUUUGAAAUAUUUUUAUUUUAUUAUUUCCUGUCAUUCGAAUAUCCUAUUGGCUUCAAAUGGACUCGUCUGUCUUGUGCACUCUCUUCAGAUCUGUUUGUGACACGUGCUCUUCCGGAUGCUUGAGGAGUGUGUUUUUUUCUUUUUCUUUUUCUUCUUGCUUCUUCGACAUCCAUGCAUAUCCAUCCAUUCAUGAACGAAAGGCCGAGUCUUGUUCUGCUCUGCACCCGACCAGAACCCCGUUGAUCUCCCGCGCCUGUGGCACGGCCUUCUCCUCAUCCUCCGCCUCCACCUCGCUCCGCCACCUCCACCUCCAACGACCCAACAUCUCUCCCCCUAUCUCCUGUCAGUCGGAGCAGUAGGACGCUCCUCUGAAAUCCCCUUCCAGAGGAAGACCUCUGUGUCCAGUCCCAUUCGACCACCUGAGCCAGCUCAGAGAAAAAGCCUUAAAAUCUCAACGCGUGCUGUAGGGGGGGUGACAUGGUGUGUUAGAGAUCCUCCCAACUUGCCACCAUUUUUAUUGGAGAGGACGGCUUCAGACAAUUAUAUACACAUACAUAUAUAGACAGAGAGAGAGUCUGAAACAGGUUAUGAAUAACCUUGUGCCACAUAUAUAUAUAUAUAUACAUAUAUAUAUAUAUAUAUAGCAGUCGUUUCCAGGUAAAGUCUGGCAGUGAAAGGGGGUGCAUUAAGGGAGUUUUGCGGGCGUUAUUGGCCAUUGUUUUUGUCAUUCAAGGUGGGCCCAUGGUGUGUGUUUGAUUGUUUGGUUCCCAUGUGCAUAGCGACAGUGAUCUGGGGGGGGGGCGGGGGGGCGACUCAGCCACGGACUCUGGGGGUGGGGAGGGAGUCUUCAGUUUGUCGGUCACAAGUGAACACUCUGGUCUGCAUGUUUGGAGCACCCUUUGACUUAAAGACUGUUGUAUCCUGAGCUUUGAUCAAAAAAGAGAGGGUUCUGGUUCCUGAAUGGGUUUCCUUUUUAAAGGCCACAAGCCAUGAAACCACGAAAAAAAAGGAACAUGUCCUGUUUCUCGCUGGUAAAACAGGUUUGUGGAUCUGUAGGCUUAGUGAAGCCUUGAUGUACCUGGUUGCUUGUUCUGGCAUAUGUAAUGAUGUAUAAAAGGUCUAACAUGGAUCUCAGAAUUACAGUAGGAGUCACAGUAAUCAAAACGAAAGACAAUCGUCAAGUAAAUAGUUAACUUGCGCCCCCCGCCCCCCAUAGUCCCCAUGUAUGAUGAUGUUUAGAGACUCUCACUCAUUUUCUAGUGUUAAUUUGUGCUGGUGACAGUUCUAUUGUCUGUUUUUAUUAUAAUUGUUGUUAUGAUAAUUAUCGUUAUCAUUAUCGUUAUCGUCACAGAUGGUAACAAUAAUGAUAAUAUUAGAGAGGCAAUUUUUAUUUUCUGCGGUUUUGUGUAGGUUAGGCAUCCUAUUUUAUUUGAAUUUUAUUUUAUUUUAUUAUAUAUAAAUAUUAUAUAAAUAUAUUUUUGUUUUCAUUUGUUUUGUUUUUUCUUUUUUCUUCAAAGGGGUGUUACUAAUAUUGCACGAUUUAUUAAGGAAAACAAAAAAACAAUUGUAGUAAUAUUAGUACUUAUUGGUAAGUGAGGGAAGGGUCAAAACCAAGUUGAAUAUAAUGACCAGUUCAAUGCUGCAAUUUUUAGUAAAAAUGUAAAAUAAAAACACAUAGUUAAGUGGGCGCAAAGACACGUUUAAUUUAUUUCAGACCAGACACAAAGAUGUCGAUGCAUGGGCGUUAAACAAGCAAAGAAUGAUUCAUGUUAUACAAAAUAAACUGAAAAUGUAAUAUCGAUAAGAAUAUACACCACACAAACCUAGGAUAGAAAUUGAAGAAAAAAGUUGAAAAGAAAAUUAUAGCUAAUAUAUUGUGUUAGGCUAGUCUGCUUUUGAGUUUUGUUGUAUAAAAAAAUCUGUUGUUUUCGGAGAAUGAUAUACAAUUUGUGUAUAUUUUCAUAAACAAAGUAUGCACUGAUAUGUUAUUACAAAUUCUAUACUGCUUUUACAAAAAAAGUGUUUGUUAUUGUACCAAAGUAUCCAUUUGUCCUUUAUUCCCUUACCCUUUUGCGUAUGUUCUACCGUAUUUUAUAUAUUAAAUAGUCAAGUUGACCUACAAA
Molecule: messenger RNA, 8493 nt
Organism: Clupea harengus (Atlantic herring)
Lineage: Eukaryota; Metazoa; Chordata; Actinopteri; Clupeiformes; Clupeidae
Gene: mef2d
Product: myocyte enhancer factor 2d
Biological process (GO): positive regulation of transcription by RNA polymerase II; cell differentiation; heart development
Molecular function (GO): DNA-binding transcription factor activity, RNA polymerase II-specific; RNA polymerase II cis-regulatory region sequence-specific DNA binding; protein dimerization activity
Source: RefSeq, a predicted model, not a curated record